UAUAAACUUUUAUAUGGCUAAUGAUAAUUUGUUAUCUCAUGUUUUUAAAUUUCAGGCUUUUCGUCUCUGCCAAUUACGUUCACAAAAUAUGCAUAAUUUAAGUUAUGAAGAGAGAAUUGAAUUGUGGAACUUGGAAAAUGAACAAUUUGAAGAGUUAAUAAUUCAACCAGCUUUGAGUUACUAUGAUCGCUAUUUUCAAAGAGCACCAGCCCGAACCGAUGGAGGUUUAGGAUGGAGAAAUAUUUGGCAUCAGUUACAACAAGAUGAUGCCGCUUGUCUUCAGUUAUUACGUAUGUCAUUUGCGGCUUUCACGACAUUAUGUGCUACUCUACAUACAAAUUACGGUCUACAACCAACAUUAAAUAUAAGUAUUGAAGAAAGUGUGGCUAUGUUUCUACGAAUAUGUGGACACAAUGAAGUUCAAAGAGAUGUUGGUUUGAGAUUUGGAAGAAAUCAGGAGACUGUGAAGAGAAAAUUUGGUGAAGUUCUUACCGCGACAGAAUUACUUGCAUGUGACUAUAUUAGAACUCCAACAACUCAAGAGUUACAUCGAAUUCUUGAAAGACUUCAAGUAGAUCGAAGAUAUUGGCCAUAUUUCAAUGGAUUCGUUGGAGCUAUGGAUGGGACUCAUGUUUGUGUAAAAGUAAAGCCAGAGUUACAAGGAGUGUAUUGGAAUCGACACGAUAAUGCAUCUUUGAACAUCUUGGCAAUAUGUGAUUUGAAUAUGUUAUUCACGUAUAUUUGGAACGGAGCACCGGGAUCAUGUCACGAUACAGCUGUUCUCGCAAUGGCGCAACGAAGUGAUUCCGAGUUUCCUUUACCCCCAUCAGAGAAGUAUUACGUCGUUGAUUCUGGCUACCCAAACAAACAAGGGUUUUUGGCUCCUUACAGAUCGUCAAGAAAUUCAGUUGUGAGAUAUCAUAUGUCGUCUUUCCACUCCGGUCCACCUCCGAGGAAUAAAAUGGAGAUGUUUAAUCGAUGUCAUGCUUCACUACGUUCUAUUAUCGAGAGAACUUUCGGAGUUUGGAAGAAGAAAUGGAGGAUUCUUACUGAUUUUCCGAGAUAUAGUAUUCAUGUGCAAAAGAGAGUGGUGAUGGCUACAAUGGGAUUACACAAUUUUAUUAAAAUUUCAAAUUUUUCAGAUGCGGAUUUGCAGAAGUAAUGAUGGAUACAGAGAUACACAACACAGAUUGGGAGCCUGAUUUCGAUGAUAUGGAAGCAUCAGAGAUAGCAGAUAGAGAGCAUAUGGCGCAAAUAAGAGAUAAUAUUGCUAAUAUGGUAUGGGAAAAUCAACGUAUUCGAUAAUAUUUUGUAUUGUAUUAAUUUACUCUGUUGUUUUAAUGUAUCUUUUACUUGUUUCUACCAACAAACUAAAUUUUAAUU
This is a messenger RNA of Arabidopsis lyrata subsp. lyrata, 1383 nucleotides long. Its product is annotated as putative nuclease HARBI1. The record is from RefSeq and is a predicted model, not a curated record. Bases 14 to 1162 code for a protein of 382 amino acids. The transcript has a single exon. NCBI's taxonomy places the organism in Eukaryota, Viridiplantae, Streptophyta, Magnoliopsida, Brassicales, Brassicaceae.